Molecule: messenger RNA, 336 nt
Organism: Cercopithifilaria johnstoni
Lineage: Eukaryota; Metazoa; Nematoda; Chromadorea; Rhabditida; Onchocercidae
Source: the annotation of a GenBank genome assembly
AUGCAUGAUUCAAAUCAAAAUGGUAUUAUCAAUGUGAUAGAUACAGCACCACAUGAUAACGAUAAUAAUGAAUCAGCGUCUGAUGCCAUGUUGCGGAUAAAUAAAGUCAAUUCGAUCGCACUUAAAACGUUCGAAGAAUUAAAUCAAUUUUGGGGUAAUAUAAAUCGAAUUUUCCUGCCAUUAGCCCAAUAUAUUGAGCGUGCAUUAUUGUCAUUUCUAUGUAAAAACUUACCACAAAUAUUGGGUAAUUUGACAUCCUCGAAUGUUACAAUAAAUCAAGUGUCUCCCUUACCAGGUGAAUCUAAUCUUCCUCACCAGACGAAUCUAAUUUAUUGA